Mustela lutreola (European mink) is the source of this 5752-nucleotide messenger RNA. It is a transcript of the gene DMBT1, whose product is annotated as deleted in malignant brain tumors 1. NCBI's taxonomy places the organism in Eukaryota, Metazoa, Chordata, Mammalia, Carnivora, Mustelidae. The coding region runs from base 76 to 5424 and encodes 1782 amino acids. The record is from RefSeq and is a predicted model, not a curated record. Gene Ontology annotation, cellular component: membrane. The transcript is spliced from 48 exons.
GGGACACGCCUCUUUUCAGCAGGGAACCUAUAAAUGUCAACGUAUUUUUAUUCUAACUGAGAAGAGCCCAGCAAAAUGGGGAUCUCCAUAGUCAUCCUUGAAAUAUGUCUUUUACUGGAUCCAGUUUUAUCUACAGGCACCACCUGGUUCACUGCCACUGCAGCUUCAAACACAGAAUUCGGGACUGAUUCAGAAUUGGCCCUGAGGCUGGUGAACGGAGGUGACCGUUGUCAGGGUCGUGUAGAGAUCCUGUACCGAGGCUCCUGGGGCACUGUGUGUGAUGAUGACUGGGACACCAAUGAUGCCAAUGUGGUCUGUAGGCAGCUUGAGUGUGGCUGGGCCAUGUCAGCCCCCAGAAGUGCCCGGUUUGGUCAAGGCUCAGGGCCAAUUGUCCUAGACAAUGUGCGCUGCUCCGGCCAUGAGUCCUACCUGUGGAGCUGCCCUCACAAUGGCUGGAACUCACACAACUGUGGCCAUGGAGAAGAUGCUGGUGUCAUCUGCUCAGCUGCUUGGCCUCAGUCCACAAUCCAGCCAGACACCACCGGGUUCACCACCACUGCAGCUUCAACCACAGAUUUCGGGACUGAUUCAGGCUUGGCCCUGAGGCUGGUGAACGGAGGUGACCGUUGUCAGGGCCGCGUGGAGGUCCUGUACCGUGGCUCUUGGGGCACCGUGUGUGACGACAGCUGGGACACCAAUGACGCCAACGUGGUGUGCAGGCAGCUGGGCUGCGGUUGGGCCAGGUGGGCCCCCGGAAGUGCCCGGUUUGGUCAAGGCUCAGGGCCGAUUGUGCUGGACGACGUGCGCUGCUCCGGGCACGAGUCCUACCUGUGGGGAUGCCCUCACAAUGGCUGGAACUCGCACAACUGUGGCCAUGGAGAAGAUGCUGGUGUUGUCUGCUCAGGAGUACAAAGCACUGCUACUAUCCCAGAUUGGUGGCAUUCAUCACCUGCAACCAAUACUGCCACUUGGCCUCAGUUCACAACUCGCCAGCCAGACACCACCUGGUUCGACACCACCACAGCUUCAACCACAGAUUUCGGGACUGAUUCAGGCUUGGCCCUGAGGCUGGUGAACGGAGGUGACCGUUGUCAGGGCCGCGUGGAGGUCCUGUACCGAGGCUCUUGGGGCACCGUGUGUGACGACAGCUGGGACACCAAUGACGCCAACGUGGUGUGCAGGCAGCUGGGCUGCGGCUGGGCCAGGUCGGCCCCCGGAAGUGCCCGGUUUGGUCAAGGCUCAGGGCCGAUUGUGCUGGACGACGUGCGCUGCUCCGGGCACGAGUCCUACCUGUGGAGCUGCCCUCACAACGGCUGGAACUCGCACAACUGUGGCCAUGGAGAAGAUGCUGGUGUUGUCUGCUCAGGAGUACAAAGCACUGCUACUAUCCCAGAUUGGUGGCAUUCAUCACCUGCAACCAAUACUGCCACUUGGCCUCAGUUCACAACUCGCCAGCCAGACACCACCUGGUUCGACACCACCACAGCUUCAACCACAGAUUUCGGGACUGAUUCAGGCUUGGCCCUGAGGCUGGUGAACGGAGGUGACCGUUGUCAGGGCCGCGUGGAGGUCCUGUACCGAGGCUCUUGGGGCACCGUGUGUGACGACAGCUGGGACACCAAUGACGCCAACGUGGUGUGCAGGCAGCUGGGCUGCGGCUGGGCCAGGUCGGCCCCCGGAAGUGCCCGGUUUGGUCAAGGCUCAGGGCCGAUUGUGCUGGACGACGUGCGCUGCUCCGGGCACGAGUCCUACCUGUGGAGCUGCCCUCACAACGGCUGGAACUCGCACAACUGUGGCCAUGGAGAAGAUGCUGGUGUUGUCUGCUCAGGAGUACAAAGCACUGCUACUAUCCCAGAUUGGUGGCAUUCAUCACCUGCAACCAAUACUGCCACUUGGCCUCAGUUCACAACUCGCCAGCCAGACACCACCUGGUUCGACACCACCACAGCUUCAACCACAGAUUUCGGGACUGAUUCAGGCUUGGCCCUGAGGCUGGUGAACGGAGGUGACCGUUGUCAGGGCCGCGUGGAGGUCCUGUACCGAGGCUCUUGGGGCACCGUGUGUGACGACAGCUGGGACACCAAUGACGCCAACGUGGUGUGCAGGCAGCUGGGCUGCGGCUGGGCCAGGUCGGCCCCCGGAAGUGCCCGGUUUGGUCAAGGCUCAGGGCCGAUUGUGCUGGACGACGUGCGCUGCUCCGGGCACGAGUCCUACCUGUGGAGCUGCCCUCACAACGGCUGGAACUCGCACAACUGUGGCCAUGGAGAAGAUGCUGGUGUUGUCUGCUCAGGAGUACAAAGCACUGCUACUAUCCCAGAUUGGUGGCAUUCAUCACCUGCAACCAAUACUGCCACUUGGCCUCAGUUCACAACUCGCCAGCCAGACACCACCUGGUUCGACACCACCACAGCUUCAACCACAGAUUUCGGGACUGAUUCAGGCUUGGCCCUGAGGCUGGUGAACGGAGGUGACCGUUGUCAGGGCCGCGUGGAGGUCCUGUACCGAGGCUCUUGGGGCACCGUGUGUGACGACAGCUGGGACACCAAUGACGCCAACGUGGUGUGCAGGCAGCUGGGCUGCGGCUGGGCCAGGUCGGCCCCCGGAAGUGCCCGGUUUGGUCAAGGCUCAGGGCCGAUUGUGCUGGACGACGUGCGCUGCUCCGGGCACGAGUCCUACCUGUGGAGCUGCCCUCACAACGGCUGGAACUCGCACAACUGUGGCCAUGGAGAAGAUGCUGGUGUUGUCUGCUCAGGAGUACAAAGCACUGCUACUAUCCCAGAUUGGUGGCAUUCAUCACCUGCAACCAAUACUGCCACUUGGCCUCAGUUCACAACUCGCCAGCCAGACACCACCUGGUUCGACACCACCACAGCUUCAACCACAGAUUUCGGGACUGAUUCAGGCUUGGCCCUGAGGCUGGUGAACGGAGGUGACCGUUGUCAGGGCCGCGUGGAGGUCCUGUACCGAGGCUCUUGGGGCACCGUGUGUGACGACAGCUGGGACACCAAUGACGCCAACGUGGUGUGCAGGCAGCUGGGCUGCGGCUGGGCCAGGUCGGCCCCCGGAAGUGCCCGGUUUGGUCAAGGCUCAGGGCCGAUUGUGCUGGACGACGUGCGCUGCUCCGGGCACGAGUCCUACCUGUGGAGCUGCCCUCACAACGGCUGGAACUCGCACAACUGUGGCCAUGGAGAAGAUGCUGGUGUUGUCUGCUCAGGAGUACAAAGCACUGCUACUAUCCCAGAUUGGUGGCAUUCAUCACCUGCAACCAAUACUGCCACUUGGCCUCAGUUCACAACUCGCCAGCCAGACACCACCUGGUUCGACACCACCACAGCUUCAACCACAGAUUUCGGGACUGAUUCAGGCUUGGCCCUGAGGCUGGUGAACGGAGGUGACCGUUGUCAGGGCCGCGUGGAGGUCCUGUACCGAGGCUCUUGGGGCACCGUGUGUGACGACAGCUGGGACACCAAUGACGCCAACGUGGUGUGCAGGCAGCUGGGCUGCGGCUGGGCCAGGUCGGCCCCCGGAAGUGCCCGGUUUGGUCAAGGCUCAGGGCCGAUUGUGCUGGACGACGUGCGCUGCUCCGGGCACGAGUCCUACCUGUGGAGCUGCCCUCACAACGGCUGGAACUCGCACAACUGUGGCCAUGGAGAAGAUGCUGGUGUUGUCUGCUCAGGAGUACAAAGCACUGCUACUAUCCCAGAUUGGUGGCAUUCAUCACCUGCAACCAAUACUGACACCACCUGGUUCACCACCACCACAGCUUCAACCACAGAUUUCGGGACUGAUUCAGGCUUGGCCCUGAGGCUGGUGAACGGAGGUGACCGUUGUCAGGGCCGCGUGGAGGUCCUGUACCGAGGCUCUUGGGGCACCGUGUGUGACGACAGCUGGGACACCAAUGAUGCCAACGUGGUGUGCAGGCAGCUGGGCUGCGGCUGGGCCAGGUCGGCCCCCGGAAGUGCCCGGUUUGGUCAAGGCUCAGGGCCGAUUGUGCUGGAUGACGUGCGCUGCUCCGGGCACGAGUCCUACCUAUGGGGAUGCCCUCACAAUGGCUGGAACUCGCACAACUGUGGCCAUGGAGAAGAUGCUGGUGUUGUCUGCUCAGGAGUACAAAGCACUACUACUACCCCAGAUUGGUGGCAUUCAUCACCUGCAACCAAUACUGCUCCUGCUCACAAUGUCACCCACCCAAACACAAAUUAUUCCUGCGGAGGCUUCCUGACCCAGCCAUCGGGGUACUUUUCCAGCCCGUUCUAUCCGGGGACCUACCCAAACAAUGCCAAUUGUCUGUGGGACAUUGAAGUCCAAAACAACUACCAUGUCACCGUUAUCUUCAGAGAUGUCCAGCUUGAAGGGGGAUGCAGUUAUGACUAUAUUGAGGUGUUCGACGGCCCCUCCCACAGUUCCCCUCUGAUCGCCCGGGUUUGUAACGGAUUUGUGGGUCCCCUCACUUCCUCAUCGAACUUCAUGUCCAUCCGCUUUGUCAGCGAUGGCAGCAUCACGAGGAGGGGCUUCCAGGCCGACUACUACUCCAGCCCUUCUGAAGAUAACACCAAGUUGCUUUGUCUGCCAAACCACAUGCAAGCCAGCGUGAAGAGGAGCUACCUCCGGUCCCUGGGCUAUUCUGCCACGGACCUCGUCAUUUCCACCCGGAAUGAAAGCUCCCAGUGUCAGCCCCAGAUAACGGCCAGCCAGGUGUCGUUCACAAUUCCAUAUUCCGGCUGCGGCACCACCGAGCAGGUAGAUAAUGAUACCAUCACCUAUUCCAACUUCCUCAAAGCAGCUGCUCCCAGUGCCAUCAUCAAGAGGAAGAAGGAUCUCCACAUUCACAUCAGCUGCAAAAUGCUCCAGAACACCUGGGUUGACACCAUGUACAUCGCUAAUGACACCGUCGACGUCAAUGAAGUGCAGUACGGCAACUUUGACGUGAACAUUUCCUUCUACGCAUCAUCUUCAUUUUUAUACCCGGUGACCAGCAGCCCCUACUACGUGGACCUGAACCAGAACUUGUACCUUCAGGCCGAGAUCAUCAAUUCUGAUACCUCCCUGUCCUUGUUUGUGGAUACCUGUGUGGCGUCCCCGUAUUCCAAUGACUUUACAUCUUUGACUUAUGAUCUAAUCCGAAGUGGGUGCGCCAAGGACCGCACCUACCGCUCCUACCCCCAGCCCUCGCCUCGCGUCGUCCGCUUCCAGUUCAGCUCCUUCUUCUUCCUGAGGCGCUUCCCCUCCGUGUAUCUGCGCUGCAAGAUGGUGGUGUGCAGGGCCGACGACUCCUCCUCCCGCUGCCGCAGGGGCUGCAUCGGCCGGGCCAAGAGGGACGUGGGCUCCCACCAGGAGGUGGACGUCGUCCUGGGACCCAUCCUGAAGCGGGACCCGCGCACUGAGAACAGGGACCUGGCGACGAGCCAGCCCUCCCGCCCUUAGGCCCCGGAGCGGCAGGGACCCGGGAUGUUUCUGUGGGCGUCGCGUCCCCCCUCCGAUUGGACACCCCUCACGUGCCAGGCCUGCUGGGGCGACAUGGAGCCCGCUAGAUGGCUCCCCGCCUUCUUCCGGGGGUUCUGGUCUAUGGGGGACCGCGUGCGGUGCGUGGCCAAGAGAUUUCUGAUGUGCGACACGGACACACUUGCCACCUUUGUCCUCGGGCUCCUGAACUCCCCGCACCUCACGCUCCUUUUCUGUGGAACGAAGACGUGACUAUCUCCCGGCUAGGACUGUUGCGGGGGGUGCAAUAAAGUAACGUUAGUUAAACUGC